Spirometra erinaceieuropaei is the source of this 1197-nucleotide messenger RNA. Lineage: Eukaryota; Metazoa; Platyhelminthes; Cestoda; Diphyllobothriidea; Diphyllobothriidae. The record is from the annotation of a GenBank genome assembly.
AUGUCCCCAGCGAAGGCGUUAACCAACACUACAGAGGCUACCACGUUGACGACAGAGGUCUUUAAUGUCACAACUACAUUAUCGCCCCUUCUGCAAAACAACUUCCUUUCAUGGGCCAGUCGUGAGCUGCACAUCACCAAUGUUGCAUUGCUGAUUUUCGUCCUCAUCCUCAUAUUCAUUGCCAUUCUUCUUGGACUAAUCCUCCUCAUUUGCUGUUGUCGUGCCUGCUGUCGAAAGGCAAAAAAACGUGGGCCUCAAUACCAAAAAAUGCCCAGUGUAUACAAGGAUCAACUGCCAGGCGCCUUGGAAGACAUUGAUGGCGAAAUAUUAGGCACACUGGAGUACUCCCUGGAAUAUAAUAUGACAUCGAAGACACUGAAAGUCGGCAUUAUCCAAGCUAUGGACCUCGUCACCCCACCGGGUUCAGGCACAGUCGAUCCCUUUGUCAAGGUAAGUGUCAAGGGAACGCCGUCUCUGGAAAAGCCAAAAUCCAAGGUGAGGGUCGCCAGAAAAGUCUACACAACAGACAUUAAGCGAGACACUACAUGUCCUGCAUUCAAUUCUGCCUUCGUCUUCAAUGUGCCCUAUGAUGACCUCAAGACUGCCGUUGUGCACUUUGUCGUCUAUGACGCUGAUGAACCUAAUCAACCUUUAAUAAUUGGAGGACUAAAUGUUCAACUGAGCUCGCUACCGAUGGAGAACUAUGUUGGGAAGUCCUACGAAACUACAGGUUAUCUCAAGAAGACUGCUGACUUCACGGAUGAGUCAGGUCAAAUUUGUGUUGUCCUCACACACGAUCCAGCUCAAAAUGAACUCAGCGUCAACGUUCUGGAGGCCAAGCAGUUAGACCUUCCAGAAUUCUAUAGGAAGCACCCACCUGAAACACUGGUCUCAGUUACCCUUCACAUUGGCAAGAAGAAGUUGGCUAACAAGAAGACACGUGUCAGAAGUGGAACCCUUGACCCCUACUUCGGUGAGACGUUUAAGUUCCAGGUGGAGAAGCAGAAGCUGAUAGUAGCCUCGUUGACAUUAAAGGUGAAAUACAAGGGUCAGGGUUUGGUGUUCAGGAAUGCUGGCAAAGUUGUAUUAGGCGCUGAUGCCUCGGAACCCUCUGGUCGAAAGCAAUGGGAAGAAAUGUUAGCUCACUCAAGACGCCCCGUGGGCAUGUGGCAACCCUUAUCCACUCCUGAGAAAUAG